Carya illinoinensis is the source of this 1850-nucleotide messenger RNA. Its product is annotated as E3 ubiquitin-protein ligase SIRP1. Gene Ontology annotation, molecular function: ubiquitin protein ligase activity. The record is from RefSeq and is a predicted model, not a curated record. Gene Ontology annotation, biological process: protein ubiquitination. Bases 498 to 1628 code for a protein of 376 amino acids. Lineage: Eukaryota; Viridiplantae; Streptophyta; Magnoliopsida; Fagales; Juglandaceae. The transcript has 2 exons. Gene Ontology annotation, cellular component: cytoplasm.
UUGCUCUUUUUAAUUUAUUUAUAUAAUUAUGUGUAUUUUCCUGAAGACUGUCCCAGGAAAUUUAAAUUAUGUGUAGUUCGCUUUUGCUUCCCAAAUAUGUUCUUCUCUUUUGUAAAAAUUCUCCCCCUUUUUUUUUCAUUUUGUGCGGGGGUUGUUUGCGUGAUUGAAUUUCCGAACGUAAAUACAUGCGUACUGAAUGAUUAAGAUGGUUCCAGUCUCCAGAUGCUUCUUUUCUCUUCUCUGAUUAGGUCUGAAAAUCUCUCACCUAACCCCUAACGUUCUUAUUUUUAUGCUUUUUAUUUAUUUAUAAUCAAAUGUAAACGCUCUUGUUUCUUCUGAUUUCAAAUCCAAAAAACUAAAACAGCUUCUAAAAUAAAGGUUUUAACAAUUUUCUUUCUAGAUUUUGGUCCUGCUCCGUCGUUCCUCUUUUCCAAAUUUCCUUUUGUGGGAUCAAGGAAAUUGUGAAGGUGGUGGGUGGGAAAGAAGAGAGGAGAGAAAUGGAGGAAGCAAUGGCGGCAAGAUAUUGGUGUCACAGAUGCUCUCAAACGGUGAAUCCUAUCGUGGAAGUUGAGAUCAAAUGCCCCUUUUGCCAAACCGGAUUCAUUGAGGAAAUGAGUAACACCACCACCGCGGCCAAUCAAGUCACUGAUAUCGACACUGACACCGAUUUCGGAUCUGACCGGGCCCUUUCACUCUGGGCAUCUAUCUUGCUCGGCAUGAUGGGCAAUCCUCCACGUCAUCGCCGCAGAAGAUUCAGACGCCUGGACUUUGAGUUGGGGCAUGAAGAUGAAGAUGAAGAUAAUGAUGACAAUGGUGAUGAAGGCCGCAGGGGAGGAGAGACUGAAUUGGAUCGUGAGCUUGAAUCCAUCAUUAGGAGGAGGAGGCGAAGCUCAGCUACUAUACUACAAUUGCUUCAAGGGAUUCGAGCUGGAAUGGCAUCUGAAUUGACCGAAAAUUUUGAGGGUGAUAGGGAUAGAGAGAUGGAUAGAGAAAGAGAGCGCCUAGUUUUGAUCAAUCCUUUCAAUCAGACUAUCAUCGUUCAGGGAUCUAAUGAUUCGAGCAGGGGUCAAAGCGAGAACCAGAGCCCCAUUGGAUCUUUAGGCGACUAUUUCAUUGGGCCUGGUUUGGAUUUAGUGCUACAGCAUUUGGCUGAGAAUGAUCCAAAUAGAUACGGGACUCCACCUGCGGAAAGGGAGGCGAUUGAAGCAUUGCCUACUGUGAUGGUCGAGGAGAAUUUGCAGUGUCCAGUGUGUUUGGAUGAGUUUGAGGUUGGUUCUAAAGCAAAGGAGAUGCCAUGCAAGCAUAAGUUUCAUAGUGGGUGUAUUCUGCCAUGGCUGCAACUUCAUAGUUCUUGUCCAGUCUGCAGGUAUCAGUUGCCUGCGGAUGAGACCAAGCGUGAUUCAGAUGGGUCUAGGAACAGCAGUAGUCAAAGGGAGAGGGAGAAUGAUCAUGGCAUUGGUGAAGAGGGAGAUGGGAGAAGUGCUAGUGGGAGAAGGUUUUCAAUUCCAUGGCCUUUUAAUGGUCUGUUUUCUUCUUCUGGUGGGGGGAAUUCUUCUUCUACCUCCUCAUCUUCGUCAGCUAAUGCCACCGGAGGUGGAAAUGCUUCUUAUCAAACAGAUGAGAAUUGAGUAUAUUUUCUAAUCAGUUGUUACAUCAGGUUCUUGUUCUCACUGCCGCUUGAAUGUUCUGCAUUGCUUAUGUACAUAGUUCUUUCUGCAUCCAAAUCUUGGAAGAACAAUUUUUGCUGUCAUUGCUCUUUGUUUUUGUACAUCUUUUGCCAUCUUACAAGAAUUUCUAGUGCUCCUUUUUGACCUAGAAUUAUUCAAAUAUGACGGUAAUUGUUGGAAGGA